Molecule: messenger RNA, 1883 nt
Organism: Paramacrobiotus metropolitanus
Lineage: Eukaryota; Metazoa; Tardigrada; Eutardigrada; Parachela; Macrobiotidae
Product: zinc metalloproteinase nas-15-like
Exons: 5
Coding region: 99-1343 (414 amino acids)
Biological process (GO): proteolysis
Molecular function (GO): zinc ion binding; metalloendopeptidase activity
Source: RefSeq, a predicted model, not a curated record
CAUUACGCUAGAAAAGCGCAAUAAAAUAUCUUUCUCUCCCUGACUCCAUUAGGCGGAAGCGUAAUUCGGAUCUGUAUACAGCAUAAAUUUUGAUAACCAUGUUUAAAGUGUUGGCUGUUUUUGCAUUGUAUAAGUCGCUUGUCUGGAGAAACACAGCCUACGCAGAACCGUUGCCAGCAGACUGGCGUAGCCGCAUUGAUCCUUCGAUACUGUGGUCCAAAGAAUCUACAGCUGCCAAUAAUAACCUGUUCCACGGUGACAUCCUGCUGAAGGCCAGUGGACAGUUGAGCGAUGGUGCGUCAGCCACAACGGUAGCUGGACAGUUGUUACCGGAGAAUAUCUGGCCCAACGGAGGAACAGCCAUCCCGUUUAACAUCAGCGAAUCAUUCUCGCCAUCCGAGAAACAGAUUAUUGCCACCGCCCUGCAAACCAUUGAACGCCGGACACUGGGAUGCAUUACGUUCAAACCGGUCGAAACUGAAACAGAUUUCUUGUACUUUCAACGCGGACUCGGAUGCAAUUCAUUUGUGGGUCGCCAAGGCGGCAAACAGCCCAUUAACCUAGACCAUUCUUGCAUGACAUCCGGCAUCAUCCAGCAUGAAAUCCUCCACUCCCUCGGACUGUUCCAUGAACAAUCCCGACCGGAUCGUGACCAGUAUGUCGAAAUCUUCCUGGACAAUGUCAAUCAGCAGUUUCUCAAUAAUUUCGAUCGGCUGCCGUUGAUGGAGACAUACAAUGUCGGCUACGAUGUGGAGUCGGUUAUGCACUAUGGGGCGUUCGAUUUCGCCAAAGAUCUGCAGCGACCGACGAUUAUCCCACGAAUGCCGGGCGCUGUGAAAAUGGGCCAACGGCAUGCGAUGACGAUACUGGAUGCGGCUAAACUGAUGAUGGCGUAUCAGUGCCGGUUCGAUGACAGCCAUUCCGAAGGCGACAACAGUAAUAUAGUCGUGCCUCCCGAAAACGUUCCUCUUUCGCCCCAUUCUUGUCCAGUCGACAUCCCAAAAGGUCGCACCAUCGACAACUGCGAAGAUGACGCCGAAUGCCAGGCCACGGGGCGUGGGGCCGUUUGUUGCCCGUACUGUGGGGAUGGGCGGUGUAAUCGCUACUGUCGCGGCCCGGGCACCAACGGCGAUGACCUGCUGCGUGCGGAUCGCGAGCGCAGCUGCCCAGUGCAUAUUCCGCCCAAUCGGCCGCUGGAUGACUGCCGUGAGGAUCGGGAUUGUAAGCGGUCGGGGCGAGGAACUAUGUGCUGUGCGUACUGUGGAUCGCAGGGAUGUCAUCGUUACUGCCGCGGAACUGGGAGUAAUGGGGAUGUUUUGAUUGGCGGCGGGAUGUCAAUUUAGAAGUGCCUCAUUUAUUAACCGAACGAGCAUUUAUACUUUGGUUUUGUCUUAAAUUAAAGAAGCACUUCAGCUAUGUGACAUGACAAAAAAGACAUCCAAAACACAAGUCUUAUCGCCGCUCUUGUCCAUUACUUUAAAUUUCUUAGAAAAACUUCAGAGGUAAAUUUCCCCAGUGAAAGCGGAAGAGAAACAAAGAACCCUUAAUUUCUUAUUUUUAUAAUGUUAGUGCGCGCGCCUUAAUUAAUUUCCAUUUGCUUUUGGGUGCAUGUUUUUUUCGCUGGUAGAUGUUAGCGGUCAGAGAACAUGUGUAUUCGGGGAAAAAUACAAAAACACAUGUACCAGUAUUCGUACAUCGCGGCAAAAGCCAAAGACAUCAUAAGAUUAAGUACAUUUUUGAAUCGGUUUUCUAGAAUCACAUUUUAAAGUAUAUCAUAAAAAUAUGCAUUCUCUCUCAUGCAAAGUCCCGAUGUCGGUCGAUGUACUCGUCAUUAGUAUUGUCAUUCGUCCCUCCCUGCUCUUGUUGGCCCUUCUUCUUCUGUU